AUGAGUAGUGAGGGGCCCCCAGAUCCAAUAGAGAAUCUGACACCGGAUGAGGCCAACCGGAUCAUCCAUUCGCAUCGUAAAGUGCGAUACGGCACCGCUUGCUGGCCCUGUCGACAAAGAAAAGUGAAAUGUGAUAAUAAACAGCCCUGUGAGAACUGCGUAAAGAGAGAUCACGCGAACUUGUGUUCGUACAACCCAAAGCAGAAUGCGUCAAAGUCUUCAUCAAGUACAGUCACGGGAACGAAAAGGGGUCGCUCACCCGGAAGUGAGAGCUCACUAAGAAAAGAGGACGAUCGUUGGCCUAGAACUAAUGAUGAGGAGGAUCCCAAUGAAUCACGGUAUCUGGGUCAGAACAGCAUAGCCGCAUUCUUGAGUGAGGAGACAAGAGCGGGGGAGCCUGCAGUAGAUGGGGAACAAGACGUUAUCCGUAAGGAUAUUAUGCCAAUACUUGGCUUGCAAAUAUCCUCAGCACCCUACCCUUUCAUGUCUAAGGAACAUAUGGACAGAAUUCGACUGGACAUUGCAGCUGCUUUGCCUACAGACAGAGAGGUUCUCAAGUCAUUUCAAAUAUACAAACAAAUCGUUCAACCAUUCUGGGGCCUCCUCAUCGACAUCGAAGACUUCGAGACGAAGCUAUGCAUCUAUCUAGAAGAUCGAGUAGCGAGUGCGAAGCAUCCUGCCACUGGAUCAAAAGGAGUCUCGUCAGCUUGGUUGGGCAUGCUCUUUGCUGUCCUAGCUGUGUCGACGAACUAUACAGAACUUCCAUAUCACAAACGUGUUGCAACAUCCCAAGCCUUUGUCCAAAUAUCAUUCCACUGUCUCAGACUUUCGAACUUUCUCAUCCGCCCUUCGCUUGAGUCUCUACAGGCACUUCUCAUCCUCGGAUUCGUGCUCGCAAAUGAUAUGAAAGCUGAGGCAUCAUGGGCAUUGAUAGGUUUGACAUGUAGACUUGCCCAAGCACUAGGGUUGCACCGAGGGCCACACGAGUACGCGCGAGCACCAACACCGGCAGAGACUGAUUUACCUCGAAGAAAGCUCUGGUGGACUAUCGUUUGGCAAGAUAGUCUCCUCUCACUCUCUUUCGAUCGCUCACCCAUAGCCAUCAUGACUAGAUGCCAGCUGCCUCUCGGUCCGACAGCUCUUACCGAAGGUUUCACAUACACUGAAGCCAUGUAUCACCUCUGCCAAAAGAUUCUGCAAUCCGUGAAUAAUGACACAAGCUCACAACCCGAGUUUGACCAAAUAAUUGCCGACUCUAUUGAGGUUGAGAACAUCCGCUCACGAGUACGACCUGAACUUCGCAUCAAAGAGGCUUGCAAAACAGUUCAAGACCGACUUCAACACUGCGCCAUAAUACUCCACACUUCAUUCGUCGUGUCAGUGCUUUGUCGGCCUGCUCUCCGACGAGGCGAAAGUCCUGGGAUGAAUAGCACGCAGAAGCAGAUUCUAGCCGACAAGUGCAAGGAGAAUCUUGCCGAGACAGUUCGCAUGUAUCUGAAGAUGCAUUCCUUAUCUGUCAUUCCAACCAGAUCAUGGGCAUUCACGUACCAUGGUCUCUCGUCGGCAGUCUUACUCGGGAUCUUGGGAGAGACGAAAACAGAUCCCGAAGUGCGAACUUUGCAAGGAAACUUGAUAUCAGCACUAUCAACUGCCGCAUCAAAGGAGCAGACAUCUCCAAGUUUACCGAAAAGCGAUAGAGAUAUCGAAUUGAGUGGACCGCUUUCGAGAGCACUUGUUGCGCUGAAGAAUAUUUAUGAUCAUGGAUGGGUGGUUGAGCGACCUAAAGGAGGAGUCCCUGGAAACACCGGUGCGCCAAUUGAUGGAAGUAUGGCCCUGGAACAAGACCCGACGACAUUUGAGCAACAAAAUGCAGCCAUGGCGAUGGCCAGUAUGCAGAAUGGGAUUAUGCCGCCGCUUGACUACACACAACAAAUGAUGGCGCCAGUUGAUUUGUCGAAUCCACAAGUCGAUCAGACUCUAAAUAUGUCGCCUAUGGAUCUUUUUGAUUCGAUUUUCUGGGAUCCUUACCCGACGAAUGGCUUAGAUCAGCUUGGUGGCUUUGAUUAUACACAGCAGUUAUAUCCUCAGUAUUAG
Messenger RNA from Mollisia scopiformis, 2094 nucleotides. RefSeq lists its product as uncharacterized. Gene Ontology annotation, biological process: regulation of DNA-templated transcription; DNA-templated transcription. The coding region runs from base 1 to 2094 and encodes 697 amino acids. The transcript has 8 exons. Gene Ontology annotation, molecular function: zinc ion binding; carboxy-lyase activity; DNA-binding transcription factor activity, RNA polymerase II-specific. Lineage: Eukaryota; Fungi; Ascomycota; Leotiomycetes; Helotiales; Mollisiaceae. The record is from RefSeq and is a predicted model, not a curated record.